Jatropha curcas is the source of this 969-nucleotide messenger RNA. RefSeq names its product Ankyrin repeat family protein. NCBI's taxonomy places the organism in Eukaryota, Viridiplantae, Streptophyta, Magnoliopsida, Malpighiales, Euphorbiaceae. Gene Ontology annotation, biological process: protein K6-linked ubiquitination. The record is from RefSeq and is a predicted model, not a curated record. Gene Ontology annotation, molecular function: protein binding; ubiquitin-protein transferase activity. Gene Ontology annotation, cellular component: BRCA1-BARD1 complex; BRCA1-A complex.
AUUCUUCUACUUAAAUCUAGGUUUCACCAUCUUAAAAUAAUUAAACUAACCUUUUGGUAAUUUGCUUUGCCAAUAUCGAAGCCCAUACAUUUACGUUUGCGAACUCUUUAGAGCUUCCGGAACGGGAGUGCAGACAAAGCGGGAAGGAUAGACAGGGCAAAGAAAGAAAGAAAGAAAAUGGGAAGGGGCAGUGGAAAUGAUCAAUUAGAGCUUCAUGCAGCGGCAAGGUCCGGUGACUUGAAUGCAGUUCAGUCAAUUCUCAGUUCAAACCUCUUGGCCAUUAACUCUAGAGAUAAGCACUCUAGAACUCCAUUGCAUUUAGCAGCAUGGUCUGGACAUGCACAUGUGGUGAGUUACCUCUGCAAGCAGAAAGCUGAUGUUGGUGCGGCUGCUAUGGAUGACAUGGGCGCAAUCCAUUUUGCAGCCCAGAAGGGUCAUCUAGAAGUUGUCCGGAUUCUGCUUUCAUCCGGAGUUUCUGUCAAAACUUCCAACCGAAAGGGCCUAACUCCACUUCACUAUGCUGCUCAAGGUUCCAAUCUUGAGCUAGUCAAGUACUUGGUAAAGAAAGGUGCAAGCCUUGCUGUUAAGACGAAAGCAGGAAAGACCCCUCUUGAUCUUGCAAACAAGGAAGAGAUCCGCUUGUUUCUAGAAGAAAGUGAGCACUCAUCUAAAAAUAGAGAUCUGAAUCCAAGAGAGGAAGCUGAAGAAUCCAAUCCAAAGCUAUUGUUUCCAGAUAAACCAGAGAGUGGUAGCAGUGAAGCUCCUGUUAUUAAGGACGAGGGAGAACAGGAGGAUGAAAAGGAGAAGAGGAAAGGCAAUGAAGGUAAAGAAAUUAGCGCGGGGUAUUCAGAACAUAAAAAGCAAAAAAUCACACUUAAUCAUCUUUUAAGUGAAGAUGAUACUCAGGAAGAUGAAAAUUUGUAAACAUUUUUUUUUUUUUUUUUUUUUUUUUUUUUUUUUUUUCUUGAA